Candidozyma pseudohaemuli is the source of this 897-nucleotide messenger RNA. It is a transcript of the gene SEC14, whose product is annotated as phosphatidylinositol/phosphatidylcholine transfer protein. Bases 1 to 897 code for a protein of 298 amino acids. The record is from RefSeq and is a predicted model, not a curated record. NCBI's taxonomy places the organism in Eukaryota, Fungi, Ascomycota, Pichiomycetes, Serinales, Metschnikowiaceae. The transcript has a single exon.
AUGGCGACAGAAGCAGAGAUAUUGGCGUCGUUCCCGCAAGUCAGCGCCCCCACCCUGCAGACAGGAUACACCUCCAACUUGACGGAGGAACAGAAGCAGAUCUUGGCCCAGUUGAGACAGGAGCUUGUUGCUGAAGGGUUCGAGUACCGUCUUGACGAUGCGUCGCUUCUUCGUUUCUUGAGAGCCAGAAAGUUCAACUUGGCCAAGGCCAAGUUCAUGUUUGUGGAGUGUGAAAAGUGGAGAAAGGAGUUUGGCGUCAACACCAUCCUCAAGGACUUCCACUACACGGAAAAGCCCCUCGUGGCCAAGAUGUACCCACAGUACUACCACAAGACCGAUAAAGACGGGCGUCCGGUUUACUUCGAGGAGUUGGGCAAGGUGUACCUUCCCGACAUGUUGAAGGUGACCACCCAGGAGAGAAUGUUGAAGAACUUGACCUGGGAGUACGAGCUGUUCACCCAGUACAGAUUGCCUGCUUGUUCGAGAAAACAGGGCUACUUGGUCGAGACCUCGUGUACCAUCAUGGACCUCAAGGGCAUCAGCAUGAGCGCCGCCUACCAGGUGAUUGGCUACGUCAAGGAGGCCUCCAAGAUUGGCCAGGACUACUACCCGGAGAGAAUGGGCAAGUUCUACUGCAUCAACGCCCCCUUUGGCUUUUCCACCUUGUUCAAGUUGUUCAAGCCCUUCUUGGACCCUGUCACCGUGUCGAAAAUCCACAUUUUGAGUUCUUCGUACCAGAAGGAGUUGCUCAAGCAGAUUCCACCACAAAACUUGCCCAAGAAGUACGGUGGAAGCAGCGACGUGAGUGAUCAGGACUUGGCUUUGAACGACUACGGUCCCUGGAGAGACCCCCAGUACAUCGGCCCCGAGGGCGAGGCGCCCCGUGCUUUCGAGUGA